CUUGUUUCUACAAAGACAGGGAAUACCUGCACGAGGACACCUGGUUUCCACUAGAAAACAACGAGUGCCUGGAAUGCCAAUGUGCCAAUGGCAAGGUUCUGUGUCAGUUCAUUCACUGUGAUAAAUUCGAUUCUGCAGAAACCAGGACGGCUCUCCUUGGGGAGGCACUGACCGCUCUCAGGGGUCAGGCAGGUCCCCCUGGCAGUCCAGGCUACCCAGGCAGACAAGGAGAGCCCGGAGAUCCAGGUCCUGAUGGGGUCAAUGGGAUCCCCGGAGCCUCGGGUCCUGCUGGAUCUCCUGAUAUGUCAGCUGACGACGCAUUCAGGGCAUACUACCCACAUGCUUUCUCCGUCAAGGCAGGGGGCAGUGCCUUCCAACCCAAUUAUCUCCAGGCACAAGUAGGACCAAUGGGUCCCCGAGGUGGCAGUGGAGCCCCUGGACCCCAAGGACCCCCAGGUGUGACAGGACAGCGGGGUGAACCCGGUGACCCAGGCCCUCCUGGACCUUUUGGGAGCCGUGGCAUACCAGGUCCUCCAGGACCUCCAGGACUUGAGGGAGAUGUUGGGAAAAAUGGACAACCUGGCUCAGCAGGAGCUCCUGGCACUAGGGGUCCUAAUGGAGACUCUGGUAUUCCUGGAGCUCCAGGUGUGAGGGGACACAAGGGAUUCAGUGGUUUUCCUGGGAAAAGAGGGGCAGAUGGCCAGCAUGGGGAUCACGGUCCCCCAGGUCCUCCUGGCCCACAAGGUCCUGAUGGUUCUCAAGGAGCACGAGGACCACCAGGUGAGAGAGGAGAAGAUGGAUCUGCUGGAAAUGCAGGUCUGCGUGGAGUUGAUGGCAUGCCAGGCCCAGCUGGACCGCCAGGUCCCGAUGGCCCCACUGGACCCCCAGGCAUACCUGGACAGCCAGCAAAAGGAUCCAUUGGUCCACAGGGGGCCCGUGGUGAGAAUGGUAUUGCUGGACAAACUGGUGAAAUAGGCAGCAAUGGGGAACCUGGUCAGCCUGGUACCCCUGGGGAACAGGGGGGACCUGGUGAUUCUGGUCCCCCUGGAGAGCCUGGUUUUCCUGGUUCUAGAGGCCCUGUUGGUCUUGCAGGAUCACCUGGCGAGUCAGGGGCCAAGGGUUCUCCGGGAGAUGCUGGUUUACCUGGCUACAAAGGUGCAUCAGGUGACAAAGGAAGCCCAGGUGCUGUAGGAGAUCAAGGCCGGCCAGGCGCUGUGGGCCCUCCCGGAAACAGAGGUGAGCGAGGGGCUGGAGGCCCCCCUGGAUCCCAAGGUUUGCCAGGAGAAAGAGGUGUACCUGGCAACCGUGGCUUGCCUGGUGUUGCGGGAGAUGCUGGCCCUAAAGGUCUGGAAGGUAUUGAUGGUGAAAGAGGCCCUCGUGGAGAGGCUGGUGCAAUUGGUCCUCCAGGUCUUGUUGGACCAGAUGGAGCUAGUGGACCCCCUGGACCUGCGGGACCUACUGGGUCUGAUGGACCCGCAGGAGAGAUGGGACCCCCAGGUCAGCCUGGGGGUGUGGGUCAGCAGGGAGCUCAGGGACCACAGGGGGAGAGAGGAUCCCCAGGUAAAGAAGGACAGCCAGGUGCUCCUGGGCAAAGAGGUCCACCGGGAGAUGUAGGCUCAACAGGAGAAAGAGGACUUCAAGGACUCACUGGUCCUGAGCCGGGGUCAAGUGGACCCAGAGGUCCGCCUGGGUUCCAGGGAAAUCCAGGACCUCAAGGGAUUCCUGGAGAACCAGGUGUUGAUGGGGUCGCUGGAAUUUCUGGGGAGACGGGUCCACAUGGAAGGGAGGGCUAUCCGGGAGAGCGUGGGUUCCCUGGACCUAGAGGAGCCCCAGGUCCACCUGGUGAAGAUGGGGAUCCUGGUGCUCCAGGUCCAGCCGGCCCUGAGGGUCCCAAGGGUCCUUCUGGCGACGUUGGUGAGCUGGGAGAAACUGGGCCAACUGGCCCCAAUGGACCACCCGGAGAAGCUGGAAUUCCUGGUCGCACUGGGGAAAAAGGAGAUUUGGGUGAGGAAGGUCUGCCUGGUCCAGAUGGUCCGGCAGGUCGGCCUGGGAGACCAGGAGAACGUGGUCCACCAGGUCAGCCUGGCCCACAGGGACCACCUGCAGACAAAGGUGUCGCUGGAGACCCAGGUCCCCCAGGACAACCUGGAGCUCCGGGCCGACCUGGUCCUCGAGGUGAGCCUGGUAUCCAGGGUGAGCAGGGCUAUGUUGGUCUCCCUGGUCAGCAAGGUGAGAUAGGACCCCCUGGUGAAAGUGGCAGGACCGGCAGGAAUGGUGAUGUUGGUGUUCCAGGCCGUCGGGGUGCUAAUGGUGACCAGGGUGUAUCAGGUCUGCCAGGAGAGCCUGGUCCAGCAGGACGCCCAGGUCCUGCUGGAUUGCCAGGAUCACAGGGAGCAAAUGGUCCACCAGGACCACCAGGUCCUGCUGGAAUUAAGGGAACUUCAGGAGAGACAGGCAGAGCAGGUCAACCAGGAACUAAUGGAGCACCAGGUCUGCCUGGCCCUACAGGUGGAAAGGGACCCCGUGGAGAGCAAGGCAGUCGGGGACCUGAAGGUCCUAUAGGUCCCCAAGGAUCUCAGGGUCGCAGAGGUGAACCGGGUCUUCCUGGAAUCCCUGGACGGGGUGGACCUCCAGGGCAGCCUGGUUUGAAGGGUCCGCGGGGUUCUCCUGGACCUAAUGGCAAUGAUGGUUACCCAGGGAAGCCUGGUGAGAUCGGAGCUGCAGGACCUCCAGGACCUGUCGGUGAGCCUGGAGUUGUAGGAGCACCAGGAAACCCUGGAGCUCCGGGCAUCCAGGGCAGGCCAGGAGAGAAAGGUCCAGAUGGCGAUAUUGGACCCCCGGGACCUCCAGGAAGUCCUGGAUUCCAGGGUCCGGCUGGACCUGCUGGCAGCACUGGGCCUCCAGGAGAGAGAGGACCUCGGGGAGAGAAUGGACCAGAAGGACCACGUGGGCCCAUGGGUCAUACAGGAACACCUGGGCCGCAAGGACCUCAAGGUCCAGACGGUCAAGAUGGAGACAUAGGAGAACCUGGAGCCAGGGGAGACCCCGGCCUGCCUGGACUGACCGGACUUACUGGACCAGAGGGACCAGAUGGUGACCCAGGUCCAAAGGGACCUCCCGGACCUCAGGGUCCCAGGGGCCCAGAAGGUCCACGAGGCCCAAUUGGUCCUGACGGUGAAGAUGGACCACCGGGCCCACCUGGCCCACGGGGUCCUCGAGGUCCUGCAGGCGAAGACGGGCGAAGGGGACCACCAGGACAGUCUGUGUAUGCUGCAGCAUUGCAAGGCUACCCAAGGCCAAAACAAAGAGAUCCUUACCUUGUGAGUUAUAAAACACGUAACACCAUUGAAGCUCUGAAGGAGGUUGCGGCCGAGAUCAAGAAACUGAGAAAGCCGACAGGGGAACACAAAGCUCCAGGAAGAACUUGCAGGGAACUUGCAGCAGUGGCUGAGGCACCACUGAGUAACGGCAUGUACUGGAUCGAUCCCAAUGGUGGUGGUAUUGCAGACGCCAUCGAAGUCUUCUGCAGCUUCGAGGAUGCAGUAGAUAAGACACAGACAUGUCUGGUUCCACAAGUUGAAGAGUUUCCCAAGAAAAACUGGUUCACGACAAAGCCCACAGAUGAGGAGUUUGCCAUGUUUGCAGAGACAUUUGAUGAAUCUCAGUUCUCCUACAGGACCCACAAGUCUCAGAUCAAGUUCCUGCAUCACCUAACCAAGAAGUCAGUCCAACAGAUCACAAUCCACUGCCGGAACAUCGUGGCCGUGUUCGACAGCAAAAACAACACCUAUGAAAAUGCUCUGAUGCUGACCAGCUUUGAUGAUGAAGAUAUGACCUACAAUGGGAAGAAGUCGUUCAGAUACAAAGUUAUAGAGGAUACCUGCAAGGACAGGAAUGAUGAAUGGGGUGCAGCUGUUCUGGAAAUCCGAGGCAAGGAGCAUGGUAUGCAGCGAGUGCCUAUCCUAGACGUGGGUCUGAAGGAUGUUGGCGGCAGUGAUCAGGAAUUUGGCAUAGAACUAGGCAAAGCCUGUUUUGGUAUCUGA
This is a messenger RNA of Candidula unifasciata, 4043 nucleotides long. Lineage: Eukaryota; Metazoa; Mollusca; Gastropoda; Stylommatophora; Geomitridae. The record is from the annotation of a GenBank genome assembly.